Messenger RNA from Scheffersomyces amazonensis, 831 nucleotides. It is a transcript of the gene RPC31, whose product is annotated as DNA-directed RNA polymerase III subunit. Gene Ontology annotation, biological process: transcription by RNA polymerase III. The transcript has a single exon. Lineage: Eukaryota; Fungi; Ascomycota; Pichiomycetes; Serinales; Debaryomycetaceae. The record is from RefSeq and is a predicted model, not a curated record. Bases 31 to 744 code for a protein of 237 amino acids. Gene Ontology annotation, cellular component: RNA polymerase III complex.
ACUUUAACUCUAUAUUUAAUGCCCAUUUAGAUGUCAUUCAGAUCCAGAGGUUCCGGAAGAGCGCUAUUGCCGUUUGGAUUGGACUAUAGUGACGUUUUAUCGGCGGACAACGGGUCGGAGAAGCCACAACUAGUGUUACCUAUCAAUGGAUCAUUAAAUGAAUAUGAAGUAUCAUCAGCUCAACAAUCUAUAGCAUUUAGUCAAUUAAUGAUUGAUGGACCAUUUUAUACUGGAUCAUAUGUAGACCCAAAGGCAGAAAAGAAACAAAAAAAUGGAACUGCUUCUAAUAAUGUAGUAUCAAAUACUGCUCCAGAUGGUAUUCAAAGAUAUUCUGAUAAAUAUAAAAAAGUUAAAAAAAUAGGUAGAUCUAUUGAAGAACAUCCAUAUCAAUUAGAAUUCUUUCCUGAAGAAUUAUAUUCAGUUAUGGGAAUAACAAACAGACAAAAGAAGAAAUUACUUGCAUUAUCUAGUUAUAAAUCCAAUGGAGGAUUAAAAGAUUAUUCUAUUGAUGAUGAGAAUUCAGAAUCUGAUAAGGCAGCAUCAAUGUUAGAAAAAUUAAAAGAUAUGGCAGAAGAAUUGGAUGAAGAUCAAGAAGGUAAAGAUGAAGAAGGUGACGAUUUAGAAGAAGAAUUAGAUGAUGAAUUUGAUGAAGAUGAAGAUGAUGAUUAUAAUGCUGAAAAGUACUUUGAUGAUGGAGAAGAUGAUGGAGGUGAUAUAGGAGGUAAUGAUGAAGCAGCCUUUUAGUAGUAGAUUGUACUUUGUGCAAAUCAGUGUAUAGUAGAAAAUAUGUAUAAGUAUACUUAUUAAAUAAAUAAUACGGUAGAUUUUUAA